Messenger RNA from Canariomyces notabilis, 1120 nucleotides. RefSeq lists its product as uncharacterized. NCBI's taxonomy places the organism in Eukaryota, Fungi, Ascomycota, Sordariomycetes, Sordariales, Chaetomiaceae. The coding region runs from base 1 to 1029 and encodes 342 amino acids. The record is from RefSeq and is a predicted model, not a curated record. The transcript has a single exon.
AUGACCCUGCCUCCGAAACCCACGAUUCCAUACUAUGCCCCGGCCGAUGAGCUCCCCGCGCCUCUGCCAACGAUCGACGAGAUCCUCGCUUUGUGGUACGGCAAGGAUACCCCCCUCGUCUCCUGCUGGCGAACGACCCCUGUUCUCCGCAUCCGCGAGCACUUUGCUGUCAAACUCGGAUCGAGGACGAGCGUGCAAGAGGGCCUCAACCAGCUCUUCGUGACGCAGGUGACCAAUAUCCCAGUACCCAAGGUCUACGCCAUCAUGGAGAAAGAGAUUGACGGGGAUGCUGUCUGUUUCAUCGUCAUGGAGUAUAUCGCUGGGAAAAUCCUCGGCGACAUCUGGAACGACAUCGGGCCGGACAAGAAGCAAGAGAUCACGACCAAGCUCUGCGGCUACAUGAAGGAGCUGCGCAGCGUCCCUUCGCCGGGCUACUUCGGCUCCGCUUGGGAAGGGCGCUAUAUGGCCCGGGAGCUUUUAGACUUCCACAUGCUCACACCGCAUCCGGAGCCCGAGAUCAGGGGACCGCACAAGACGAUAGACGAGUUCGCCGAGGGUAUGUUCCUAGCCUGGAAAAAGAUGCUUAGAAGAUGGGAGGAUUUCACGGGGCGCAAGGGAGAGGAUUGGACGGGGCGCGAGGCAGAGGAACGCCGCGGGCAACUCUGGCGGCGCUUGUACCACGCCACGUUCAAGCGGGACAGCACGCCAGUCUUCUCACACGGCGACUGGGAGCGAUGUAACAUUCUCAUGGCCGACGACGGGCGCGUUGUCGUCAUAGAUUGGGAGAAUGCGGGGUGGUAUCCCAAGUUCUGGGACCCUUGCAAAGCUUACUCGCAUCAGAACCACGACGACUGGGAUGACCAUCUGUUGCAGAUUUUCGGGACCGAGCACGACAUUGAGUACACGCUGUGGCAUACCCACCUAGAUUGCCUUCAAGAGUCCUUGUCAAAGUCGCCCACGGCCCCGAUUGCACUCGGGGAGGGUCAGCAGGAGAAGGUGAAGUCAGUGGGGGGAAUGGGGGGCAAUUGAUACUUGUAUUUUAUCACAGAGCAAUAUGUAGGAGGAGCGUCUGGGACGGUACUAGUAGUUCUCACAAGGUCGCUUGUUCAAGUGCGUUGGG